Messenger RNA from Bursaphelenchus okinawaensis, 966 nucleotides. Lineage: Eukaryota; Metazoa; Nematoda; Chromadorea; Rhabditida; Aphelenchoididae. The record is from the annotation of a GenBank genome assembly.
AUGCAUAAAAAGAGCGAGAAGAAGAUGGUUUUGGAUACAAAGUAAGUUUUUUUUAUUUUUUGUUGUGUUUUUAGGAUUUAUGAAGGAAGAAGAGAAAUAGGCAAUGUUACACUUGAUUUGAACCUGGAAUUUGAUGUUAUAUUUAGUGAGAUUGAUGUUAUUUGAAGCAAUAAGGUUUAUUUUAAGUUUACGAAAAGUUUUUUUUUAAGUUUGUUAGAUAUUUUUUGAAAUUUGUUCUAUUUGUUAUAUUAUACUAAAGAAUUUGUUGUUUCUAAUGUAAUUAUGAUGUUAUUCUUAUUGAAAUUGAAGGUAAUAAAAGCAGAUUAGUUUGUUUUAAUUUUACAAAGAAUCAUUUAGUGAUACUGUUUUAUAUUUUUUGAGUUUUCAUCAAUUUACUAUGUUACACUAGGUGUCAAGGGACUUCAAAUGCUCUUUUUUAUAAUGCGGCUAGAAUUGUUGAUACGGAAGGUUGAUUUUUACCUUUAUAGUCAGUAUAUUGAUAUAUUUACGUGGAUAAUUAGUUUUAGGCAUUUAUGUUUGUUAGUUUUUGAGAUAUGGCUAGUUUUGUAUAUUACACUUGAUCUCUGAUGUUGUUUUUGUCUUUUAAUCUUUGACUGGAGUUUAAGAUUAGCUAAAUAUAAGUAUUAUGGACUAGAAUGAAGUUUAAUAGUGUUAUAAUUUGAUUUUAGACUUAUAUUUUUGGUUUUCGACGUUAUUUUAUGUUACACUUGACAUAAAACUAACAAUUUUGAUUUCAGAGCUCCGAUUCAUCGAAAUAUGCUAAUUUCCAUCGCAAGUUCAACUUCUUUUGAGCCUUGUUUAAAUUCAUUGGAUUUGCAUUGGGACCUACCAUUUAUUCGAGUUUCCUUCGCUUCAACCAGUCGUGUUGUGAGUGUUGCUUCGCGUGAAACAGCGGCAACAUUUUCCGGGAAUCAGGAACGUCAUCUGCUACUCUUGUCACCGUGA